This is a messenger RNA of Salvelinus fontinalis (brook trout), 2330 nucleotides long. RefSeq names its product gastrula zinc finger protein XlCGF57.1-like. NCBI's taxonomy places the organism in Eukaryota, Metazoa, Chordata, Actinopteri, Salmoniformes, Salmonidae. Bases 108 to 1724 code for a protein of 538 amino acids. Gene Ontology annotation, cellular component: nucleus. The record is from RefSeq and is a predicted model, not a curated record. Gene Ontology annotation, molecular function: DNA-binding transcription factor activity, RNA polymerase II-specific; RNA polymerase II cis-regulatory region sequence-specific DNA binding. The transcript has 3 exons. Gene Ontology annotation, biological process: central nervous system development; regulation of transcription by RNA polymerase II.
ACAACGCGGAAGUAAAACUUCGAGCGGGUUUGUUUUGUUCUUGCCACCAUUCUUUCUCGUGGACGAAGCCAUACUAGCUGAAUACCCAGUUCUCAGUCCACUGAAACAUGUCUAAACUACAGUCGUUUCGCGUGUACUUAAACGAGCGUUUAACAGCGGCAGCUGUGGAGAUUUUUGGGGCAGUUGAGCAAACGGUAGUGGACUACCAGGAGGAGAAUGAUCGACUACGGAGACUGCUAAGGGUCACACCGGAGAUUAAACGAUGCAGAAUAGAAUCUCUGCAGCUCUCUCUCGCUGUCUCUGAAGAGGAGGUUCUCCCUGAGCAGCAGCACUGUGAGCAGGAGUGGAGCCCUAGUCUGGGGCAGGAGAACCCAGAACUUCCACAGAUUAAAGAGGAACAGGAGGAACUCAGGACCAGUCAGGAGGAAGAGCAGCUUCAAGAUUCCCUGCAGCUCUCUCUCGCUGUCUCUGAAGAGGAGGUUCUCCCUGAGCAGCAGCACUGUGAGCAGGAGUGGAGCCCCAGUCUGGGGCAGGAGAACCCAGAGCUUCCACAGAUUAAAGAGGAAGAGGAGAAACUCGGGACCAGUCAGGAAGAAGAGCAGCUUCAAGGGCUGGAGGCUGAUAUCAAAUUCACUCCUUCCUGUGUGAAAAGUGAAUGUGAUCAGGAGGACCCACUUCAGCCCUUCACUUCUCCCCAAACCCAGACUGUGGAGAACAGAGAGAGUGACCCUAAACAAGUGGAUCUCACACCUUUUGUUACUGUGACCCACCUUAAGGGUCUCUACAUUCCCUGUGAACGUCCAGAUAAUCAAAACAAUGCUUCCAGCCACAGGUCAGCUGUAAGCAGUGACCCAGUAGGACUUGACAGCAGCCCACCAUUUGAUCCCAGCUCAUCAUUGAAUCCAAACCCAUCAGUGGUGGAGCACUGUUUCAAACCCAGCACCACGCCUAGAAAAACUCACCACUGUCGUGACUGUGGUGAAAUGUUUGCUCUGAAAGCUGACCUGCAGAGGCAUGUGACUCUCUUCAAGAAGAGACUCAGUGAAUGCCGCUUCUGCAGAAAACGCUACAACUCCACCUGUAAACUAAAGGCCCAUGUCCGACUCUGUCACAGUGGGAAACCCUACACCUGCCCUGUUUGUAGCAAGACCUUCAAACUCAAAGGAUAUCUGUCCAAGCACAUGAGGAUUCACACAGGAGAGAAACAAUUUAAGUGUGGCGACUGUGGGAAAAGCUUCAUUCAUAAGUGGAACCUGAGGAGCCAUCCGCUGACUCACACAGAAGAGAAACCAUUUAGCUGUGACGACUGUGGGAAAAUCUAUCAGAAAGGGAACCUAAGAAACCAUAAACUGACUCACACAGGAGAGAAAUCAUUUAGCUGUGAUGACUGUGGGAAAAGCUUCUAUCAGAAGGGGAACCUAAGAAACCAUAAACUGACUCACACAGGAGAGAAACCAUUUAGCUGUGAUGCUUGUGGGAAAAGCUUCAGUCAGAAAGGGUCCCUAAAGAAGCAUACACUGACUCACACAGGAGAGAAACCAUUUAGCUGUGGUGACUGUGGGAAAAAGUUCAAUCGCAAGGACCGCUUAACCAUACAUAUGGUGACUCAUACAGGAGAGAAACCAUUUAGCUGUGAUGCUUGUGGGAAAAGCUUCACUCAAAAGUCUAAUUUACUGACGCAUGUGAAAAACAUCCACAAAGGUGGCAAACAGGAGGAAAACUGAAAGAAGAAAGAAAAUUAGGACAAAGAUAUAUUUAGUCACAAGAUCAGGAUGUGGACAAUAUUCUGAGUACACUUUCAUAGACACAAAUAGCUGGAAUAAGUCAAUUGAGUCAAUGAGAGGAUAGUCAGAUUAACUGAUGACUAAAUUAGCAGUGCAGAUGGCACUAUUUUGUUAAGUACAGAGAUGUAUUAUGGGUAUGAAUGUGUCGAGGACUUCUGAAAUUCUACAGAUUUUGUGUCCCAGCAGGAAGAUCAGCAUAUUUAAAAUCCAGAGGUUGUCAGUUCAAAUCCCAGGUUGGGUCAUAUUGAAAAGUCUACUAAGUGAUUAUGUCAAAUGUAAUCAUAUUGUCAUUGAGUACCUUUUUUUCUUUCUUUUUUACACCAGUUUUGCUAAACAGUGUAUUACUAACCUUAACAGAAUACAUGGUUCCAAAUAAAAUACAAUUGUAUUGGUCACAUACAAGUGUUUAGCAGAAGUUAUUGCGGGUGUAGAGAAAUGCUUGUGUUUCUAGCUCCAACAGUGCAGUAAUAUCUAACAAUUCACAGUAAUACACACAAACUUAAAAGUAAAAGAAUGGAAUUUAGGAAUAUAUAAAUAUUAAGAUGA